GAAUCCGAUCUGUCGGCAAGCUCCUCCGGGAAGGAUUGCUUCCCUGUCACUCUGCUGUAAUCAAGCACAGGACAGGCUGAGACACAGGGCACCGGAGCCACAGAGAGCGGCACCACGACAGCGCCUGCUCUGCUCUCCUCCGUCCUUGUCCUGAGAGGGGUUUUAGCGCCUGGCCGCUGUGUGGGAGCAGGGACCGAGCUCAUUUCUGCCAGGUACUCACGGGCUCUCCCCUUGCCCAUCUCUCUGAUUGUUCUUACAUCCUGGGAUGCGCUGGCUGGAUGUGAUGGAGGAGUGAAAGGAAAGAGAUUUAUUCGGGAAAGACAAAGCGAAGAGAAGAGCGAGGUUCUGGGGAGUGCGGGAUGAUAGAGGAGCCGCUGAAGGAGAUGCCAGCACUGGCCACUCUCCCAGAGAAGGGCUCCGGGGACUGCCCGGUUCCAGCAGCCGCUCAGUCCCUGAGCAGCCAGAGCCAGCUGGCGGCAGCUACCGGCGGAGCUGAGCUCUCCUGCUCCCGGUGUACUGUACCCUUUGGCCUGGUCACUCUGAUCGCUGGCAUGGUGGUCACUGCUGUCGCCUACAGCUUCAACUCGCACGGCUCCAUUAUCUCCGGCUUCGGGCUGGCGCUGCUGACUUUGGGGGUUCUCCUGGUGAUCUCCAGUGCGGUGUGCUGGAAAGUGAGACAGUGCCGAAAGCGGGCUAAUAGGAGAGAGAGCCAGACUGCACUGAUGGCGAACACAGGAUUGUUGGUCUAAGAUACAUUUUAGACCAUACCAUGGAGACCAAACUAGUUGGCCUGGGACCUCAAGCCUGUGCAUCCAAACCUUGGAGAUUUACAACAACAAUGACUGCGUGGAUUUGUCCUGCAGCUUUGAUUGGAGCUGCUUUACAAUAUCACUUCAAACCUUAGCAAUUCAUCGACAGCAAACCUUCAAUAACAGGAGACCAAUGAUCUUUCUUAACUUUCUCUGGAGCCUUUGGUUUGACCUGUUCAAGUCAACUUGUAGCAGGACGAGUGAUUGAAAGACAGAAACAACUAAAUGUGGGGAUCGAAAUGCGUGAUUCUCAGCAUGUCCACGAUAGCAAAUUGAAGACUGCACUAACUGUGGUAUUAAAAAUGAUUUUAUUGCUAAUUUAUUGCCAGCUCUAAGCCAAACCCUGUCAACAGCUUUUCGGGUUGUUCCUAGUCAAGAAACGUUUAAACAAGGAAAAGCUUCUUUUCUCUCCAGGGAUGCUGCCUGCCCCGCUGGGAUCUCCAGCAUGUCUUGAUCUCAGUGCUCUUCUACCUUUAGUUUGCAUGCAGCCUGCUCCUUCUCCAGUUGUCCUUCCCAGCUGGAUUCAUUCCUUCUACGAGCAAUGUUCUUUCCUAUUCUCCUUUGCCAGUCUUGCUAUUGUCCCAUUCUGGUCCGUCUCAUUCUAAAAACCCACUGAAUGAAUUUCUGUUGGUAAUGUUUGUACCACAAUUUAAUUUAUAAACUAUAACUGAUAUUAGGAAUGAGGAAAAAUGUAACAUCUGCAUAUUCUCACCCAAAGCCUCUUCAUCUAAUCUGAAGCAUAUUGGUAUUUGACCAUUUUAUUUCAAUGUUUGGAGCAUUGAUGGCAAUAAGAAUGGUUUUUAUGAUGACACAGGAAAAAAAAUCCAUUAAAAUUAUUCACUCCAAAGUAAUCAAGGAAUCAUUGGGAAUAUGAAGGCUUUUAACUUGUCAAUUUAACUGAUUUCCUGCACUUUUCCAUCUCUUCCUUGCUCAUCCUCUGCCUUCCCAACUUUUGCUCUUAUCCCUAUUCUUCAGCCUUUCUGUCACCUCACCAUCUCCAUCAAUCAUCUCCCCUUCUCUCCUCCUAUCCCCUUCUCCAAACUUUUCAUUGUCUAGCGACUUGACUUGAUUUUGAGGAUGCUGAAAAUGUGUUGCUGGAAAAGUGCAGCAGGUCAGGAAUCCUGAAGAAGGGCUUAUG
Molecule: messenger RNA, 1947 nt
Organism: Chiloscyllium plagiosum (whitespotted bambooshark)
Lineage: Eukaryota; Metazoa; Chordata; Chondrichthyes; Orectolobiformes; Hemiscylliidae
Product: transmembrane protein 100-like
Biological process (GO): cellular response to BMP stimulus
Cellular component (GO): plasma membrane
Source: RefSeq, a predicted model, not a curated record